Molecule: messenger RNA, 1047 nt
Organism: Saccoglossus kowalevskii
Lineage: Eukaryota; Metazoa; Hemichordata; Enteropneusta; Harrimaniidae
Product: galactosylceramide sulfotransferase-like
Source: RefSeq, a predicted model, not a curated record
AUGGUGGUAAGGCGAUAUAUGCUGGUGGUACCUCUAUUCUCGUUGUUGGCAUUAACGGCGAUAUAUUACAGAUGGGAAACUAGUAUGGUUUAUGUUCAGAGAAUGCUAAAUCAAGAUAAUACAGCAAAAGAAUACAGCAGAUGUGAGCCAAAAGUUAAUUUUAUAUUUGUUAAGACAGCAAAGACAGGUGGCAGCACUGUUGCAAGCAUUCUCUACAGAUAUGGAUUUCAGCACAAUCUGACUGCUGCGCUCCCUGAUCCUCCAUCUGAUGUAUUUCUCCGAAUUCGAGAUUCAGAAGUCUUAGCUACUAAUUAUAACUGUACGAAGCCAUUUCCCGGAUAUAAUUACAUUUCGAACCACAUUGGAAACUAUAACUACAGCGUAUUAAAUAAUUUUAUUCCAAAUGCCAAGUUCAUCACCAUUGUUCGUUCCCCAUAUCGUCAGUUUGAAUCAUAUUUCUAUUACUUCAAACUACACGUCCGCCAUGGUCUCCAAAACAGCAGCAAUCCAUUCGAAACAUUUCUUACAGAUGAAAGUUACAAAAAUAAAGCGAAACGUGCAGUGAGGUAUCGACAACUACACUGGUUAGGAUACCACGUUGAAAAUAAUGGCAAUUACACCAAUUUCAAAAGUACACUAAAAGAACUAGAUAAACAAUUCGCCCUCGUGAUGAUUACAGAAUACAUGGACGAAUCAUUGGUUCUCUUGAAAAAGAUGAUGUGCUGGACAAUAGAUGAUGUAAUGUACUAUUCACAAAAAGUAGCUGCUAGAAAGAAACUGAACAUAACGAAAGAUAUGGAAAAUGUACUCGCCGCGGGAAUGGUAGAAGACAUACGAAUGUAUAAUUAUUUCAAUCGAACACUUUGGGAUAAAAUUGACAAAUAUGAUGGAAACUUCACUGAAGAUUUGCGGUUAUAUCGUGCUGCCAAAUCUGCAGUAUGUCGAGACAAGGAAGACACCGAGUUUUGUACAAAUAUCCGCAGGGGUCCUGCGAUGUACAAGAAACAAAUUGCAAAAAUUCAAUUUAACAGGUUCUGUCAAAAUUAA